AGGCGGCUGAUUCGAGGGCUUGUUUUGUCGCAAGCGGUGCCUCUGAGAAACUCAAGAGGGCGGACCAUGCCUUCUGAGGGUCGCUGCUGGGAGACCCUGCAGGCGCUGCGCAGUUCCAACAAAGGUCGCCUUUGCUAUCAUCGCGACUGUCUGCAGCGUGGUGAGGACAUUUUAGAAGAAUGUAUUUCUCUUCCCAAGCUAUCUUCUUACUCUGGAUGGGUGGUAGAUCACGUCCUACCCCAUAUGCAGGAGAACCCACCAUCUUCUGAGACCUCACCAUCCUUACCAUCCACUUCAACCCUAGAGCAACCCUCAUGUGUCCCCAAAUCUCCUGUCAGAAACUCUGCCUACUCACCAGCUUCUUCUACAACACCAAAUGGAACCAAGGGCAAACAUGAGUCCCAGCAUACAGAGUCCAUGGUACUUCAGUCUUCCCGGGGGGUCCAAGUGGAAGGCUGCAUCCGAAUGUAUGAAGUGGUACAUAGAAUGAAAGGAAGGGAAGGCCUGAGGCAAUGGCAGGAGGAGCAAGAGAGGAAGGUGCGUGCCCUCUCAGAGAUGGCAUCUGAACAGCUGAAGCGGUUUGAUGAACGGAAGGAACUGAAGCAGCAUAAAGAAUUCCAGGACCUGCGGGAAGUUAUGGAGAAGAGCUCCAGAGAAGCCUUGGGCCAUCAAGAGAAGCUCAAAGCUGAGCAUCGUCACAGAGCAAAGAUUCUCAACCUGAAGCUGCGGGAGGCAGAGCAGCAGCGCCUCAGGCAGGCAGAGCUCGAGCGGCUUCGGAGAGAAGAGGGCGAGGGUCGCCUGCGCAGCCUCUACGCCCUGCAGGAGGAGGUGCUGCAGCUCAGCCAACAGCUGGACGCCUCUGACCAGCACAGGGACCUGCUGCAGAUCAACCUGGCGGCCUUCCGCACCCGAGGCAACCAGCUGUGCAGCCUCAUCUCAGGGAUCAUUCGGGCCACUUCAGAGAGUGGCUAUCCCACAGCAGAGGACCAAGCCGAGGCUGAACAAGCUCUUCAGGAAAUGCGGGACCUCCUUACAAACUUGGGACAGGAGAUUACCAGAGCCUGUGAAGACAAGAGGAAGCAGGAUGAAGCCGAGGCCCAGGCAAAGCUACAAGAGUCAAAGAUGCAGCAGGGACCGGAGGCUCACAAAGAGUCCCCAGCACCUAGUGAGGGCCCAGGAGGGAAACAGAAUGAAGACCUCCAGAUGAAGGUACAAGACUGUACAAUGCAGUGGUACCAGCAGCUGCAGGAUGCAUCCGCACAGUGUGUGCUAGCCUUUGAGGGUCUUACCAACAGCAAAGAUGGGCAGGCCAAAAAGGUAAAGAUGGACCUUCAGAAGGCUGCUACCAUCCCAGUGAGCCAAAUCUCCACCAUUGCAGGUUCAAAGCUGAAGGAGAUAUUUGACAAGAUCCACAGCCUGCUCUCUGGAAAACCUGUUCAAUCUGGUGGGCGCUCUGUAUCUAUCGCACUUAACUCACAGGGGCUGGACUUUGUCCAGUAUAAACUGGCAGAGAAAUUUGUGAAACAAGGCGAGGAGGAGGUGGCCUCUCAUCAUGAAGCAGCAUUCCCUAUCGCAGUGGUAGCAUCUGGGAUCUGGGAGCUCCACCCCAGAGUUGGGGACCUCAUUCUUGCUCAUCUACACAAGAAGUGUCCUUACUCUGUUCCUUUCUAUCCAGCUUUCAAGGAGGGAAUGGCUUUGGAAGACUAUCAGAGGAUGCUAGGCUACCAAGUGAAAGAUUCCAAAGUAGAGCAGCAGGACAACUUUCUGAAACGCAUGUCUGGGAUGAUCCGGCUCUAUGCUGCUAUCAUCCAGCUCCGGUGGCCAUAUGGACCUCGACAAGAAAUUCAUCCUCAUGGCUUAAAUCAUGGCUGGCGCUGGUUGGCACAAAUCUUAAACAUGGAGCCCCUGUCAGAUGUUACAGCCACCCUCCUCUUUGACUUCUUGGAGGUGUGUGGCAAUGCCCUCAUGAAGCAGUACCAGGUCCAGUUUUGGAAAAUGAUAAUUCUCAUCAAAGAGGACUAUUUCCCCAGAAUUGAAGCCAUUACAAGUGCAGGACAGAUGGGUUCCUUCAUACGCCUCAAGCAGUUCUUGGAGAAAUGUUUGCAACGCAAGGAGAUUCCUGUCCCCAAGGGUUUUCUGACUUCGUCCUUCUGGCGCUCCUGAUGCUACUUCAUCCCUCACUACCACCGUUAUAUUGCAAAGAGGCAAUAAUAAAGCUACUGAGGAUCACUGUCUAUAGGGGAAGUCAUGUCACAUUUACAAAUUUGCCAAUAUUUAUUUUUACAUAUUCAUACCAUGUGACUAAGACAGAUUUUCAUGGGACACAAAGUCUUGGAGGUCUCUUAGUGAACAAGAUAGCUCCUAAAGUGGUGUACACAAUAGAGUAAAUGGAGUAAUGAGAAAAUGUGCUUAAUGACAUGUCUUAUCCUUUUAUUUUUUUUGUCUCUAGUAUCUUUCAGAAAGUUGGUAAUAUUUUAACCUUUUCACUGUGAACUAGAGCUAGCUUGCCAUUUUUACCAUCCAUCCACCCCACCCCAUUCAGAUGAAUUCUGAGAAAAAGUAAAAAUUCAUAAGGUCCCCUGUGUAUAUCAUUGAGUAGUUGAGGCCAAAUCUUUAUGCAAGUCUGAGUUAUGUUUUGCCUUUCUCAGCUUGUGAAAAUUCUAAAUGCAGAGGAAAUGUGCCAUGAACACAUAGAUUAAGCCCCAGAUGGCAUCAGGGACACCUUAGUGUCUGGAAUUAGGACUGGAAACACAGGUGACAUUGAACUAAGAAGCAGUCUUCGUUGUCUUAAUUUGUAAUUUGGUCUCUUCAUGGCUGGCAUGGACUAGGGGCCGGGCGAGGUGGCUCACACUUGUCAUCCUAGUACUCUGGGAGGCCAAGGCGGGUGGAUUGCCUUAGCUCACAGGUUCAGGACCAGCCUAAGCAAGAGUGAGACCCCAUCUCUAAAAAUAGCCAGGUGUUGUGGCAGCUGCCCGUAGUCCCAGCUACUUGGGAGGGAGAGACAAGAGAAUCACUUGAUCCCAAGAGUUUGAGGUUGCUGUGAGCUGUGAUGCAACGGCACUCUACUAAGGCAACAAGUAAGACUGUAUGAAAAAAAAAAGAUGCAUGGAUUGGGGCAGGGGCAGGUACAGUUUCAUCUUUUUCAGUUUGAAUUAAGAUGGGCUGACACAGGGCUUUCAACAUUACACAUGAGUUGGGUGGCGCCUGUGGCUCAGUGAGUAGGGCGCCGGCCCCAUAUACCGAGGGUGAUGGGUUCAAGCCCAGCCCCGGCCAAACUGCAACAAAAAAAUAGCCGGGCGUUGUGGCGGGCGCCUGUAGUCCCAGCUGCUUGGGAGGCUGAGGCGAGAGAAUCGCGUAAGCCCAAGAGUUAGAGGUUGCUGUGAGCCGUGUGACGCCACAGCACUCUACCCUCGGGCAGUACAGCGAGACUCUGUCUCUACAAAAAAAAAAAAAAACAUUACACAUGAGCUGAGAAUCCAUGAACAAUUAAUAGGGGUUAAAUAAGGAUGUUAGGGAGGAAUUGAGAACUGCUGUAUAAUUUUUUGUAUGUUCUGAGUAAUGAAUGAUGGUAAUUUGCCUUACUAUUGCCACUGCAGAAAUCCAGAGCUUGACUAUUGAGAUAAGAUUGAGAUUUGCCUGACUACUGCCACUGCAGAAAUCCAGAGCUUGACUAUUGAGAUAAGAUUGAGAUUUGUUUCAUGGAAACAUUCAUUCUCUUUUUUACCUGCAAAGGGGCUGCCAGGGAUCUAUUCCUCUGUGCUAAGUGUUGUUGGGUGGAGAGGUGUUUACUGGUACUCUGGGGUGGCUUGAAGUGACCCUUUCUAUGAAUUAUUGACUAUGGUGCCCAAAAAUAAGUAAUAAAGCUUGAUUUUAA
Nycticebus coucang (slow loris) is the source of this 3874-nucleotide messenger RNA. It is a transcript of the gene GLE1, whose product is annotated as GLE1 RNA export mediator. Gene Ontology annotation, cellular component: nuclear pore; nuclear pore cytoplasmic filaments; cytoplasm. Gene Ontology annotation, biological process: regulation of translational termination; regulation of translational initiation; poly(A)+ mRNA export from nucleus. NCBI's taxonomy places the organism in Eukaryota, Metazoa, Chordata, Mammalia, Primates, Lorisidae. The coding region runs from base 67 to 2163 and encodes 698 amino acids. The transcript has 16 exons. The record is from RefSeq and is a predicted model, not a curated record. Gene Ontology annotation, molecular function: phospholipid binding; inositol hexakisphosphate binding; translation initiation factor binding.